Acanthoscelides obtectus is the source of this 2589-nucleotide messenger RNA. Lineage: Eukaryota; Metazoa; Arthropoda; Insecta; Coleoptera; Chrysomelidae. The record is from the annotation of a GenBank genome assembly.
CUCACCUUCCUUUUUUAUCUUUUCUUAUGUCCCAUGGACGGUCGUGAGAACACCUCCGCCUCUGACCGUGUCAGUAGUCGCGAUAACGCUGUCUCGAAAACAAACCUGGAACUGGCAUGGUGGGGGAUUACACAUACACACUGCAUUUCUGAGGAUACCCGGUUUCACGCUAAUUCAGUCUGUGUUUCGCUUUCGAAACCACUCAUACGAAACGUGUUAAUUAUACGCGAAUUCCGCACUUGUCGAUUUUAAGUCGGUGCUAUUUCCGUUCGCAGUUCCUCUCUCGACUUCCAAAAGGAGUACCGGGCGUCCAGACAGACACUGAAGUGCGCUUCACAACUUCGACGCCACUGAUGGUUGUCUGUGCCAAUGGUUUGCACGUUUAGCAUGAAGUGCAGCUACCAUUACACGUGGAACAGAGAAAUCGUGUUCAACUCGCAGAAGUUGGUCAAGAGACGUUGAUUGAUUGAGGAUAGAAGAGAACUGCCCAUCAUUUCCCAUCUUCAGAUCACUGCCAUUAUUUGCCAUUCCUCAGGUUAACUCAGACUGAUUGAAAAGACAUUCUGUGUCGUGUUUGUUGAUAUUGCCGAGUCCAGUAGCAGCCCGCCAUGUCACUUGUUUGUUAUGAACCUUACCUACUCGAUGAAAAGAUCCUGCCCCUGCUGGAUGCGGUCGAGGCGCCGCGGGCGGUGCCGGUACCUCUCCAGCACGCCUUCAAGGAUGACCCAGCCACCACCACCACCGCAGCUACUACGGAGUACUUCCUGAAUGACUUCGAGAACGUGUACAACUCCGUGGCCUUGACACCGCCCCAAAGCCCUCCAGCCAAGGGACCGCCCAUGCUGGCUACCCUCGAACCUAUCAGCCAGCCGUUGCAGCAGCACGUUUACCCGGCUGUCGUGCCCCAGGUGCCGUCGCCGGGGAAGAUCAUCGCACAGGAAUUUUGCCCUCUGCCCAUGUUGAAUGAAAUGGAAUGCAAUGUGUUCCCCAACCAACAGAGCCCUGACAUCGCUCUCGAGCUUGCCGAGGUGGAAGAGUUGGUGCGCUCUCGUGUCGAAGACAUGCAGUGGAGCAGCAGCCAGAGCAGCUCCAGCAGCAGUCCCAGAUCACCAGAAAGUAGCAGCUGCAGCAACUUCGGCGAUUGCUCUUCCGACGACCCGGAAUGGGUCCCGGAGCCGGUCACCGGAGACGCGGUCCCAGAACCUGGAGCUAAACCGUCUCGCAAAAGGGCCCGGGCAUACUCUAAGACGCCUGUUGAAGCGAAGAAGUUGAUCGGCGCGGCGAUACGUCUGCGCCUACUAUAUUUCAACAAACAACAAAACAGAGAGUUAUGAAGGAUUAUAUUUUUGACAGGAAAUGGAAGAAAACAAAAAAGUUUGAUACCCUGUAUUCUGGAAACAUAUCAUUACCGGAAUUAUGCUUCUAUGAACUCUUCUUCUUCUUCUUCUUCUUCAAGAAAUCAUCCCUUGAAGUAUGUCCAGGUACUUUAUUAACACCCAGUAUAUGGUGAGAUCUGUUGACAUAGACCUGAUCUACAACUUCCUUGAAUAUGCGGCCUUUCUUUUUAAACGUAUAAUACAUAUAGUAAGUUAUUGGACAAUGUUCCUGAAUUCACCGCCAAUUACUCCAUAUUUAUCAAUUUAUUUCAGUUGUACCUUUAAAGCUUGUGUUUUAUUGCCCAUUGCCGAUACCUAGUCGGCUAUUUUUCUUAAUACCAAUAUAAGCAUUGGGAUGCAUACAGGUGCCUUUUUUGACCAUACAACAGAGUCCGCGAGGUCUAAAUUUAUCGACGAUUCGAUUUAAUUGUUCCAGGUUCGUAAGAAGGAGCAAAACAAGAACGCUGCUACCAGAUACCGAUUGAAAAAGAAAGCGGAAGUCGAAGAAAUCCUUACCGAGGAGAAGAUACUGCUGAACACGAAGAACGAUCUUGACACGAAGCUUACGGAUUUGCAAAGGGAAAUCAAGUAUCUUAAGGGGCUUAUGCGCGACCUCUUCAAAGCGAAGGGUCUCAUCAAUUAACAUCGGUAAACAGGCUAUAUAUGUUCGUUGAUGUAAAUUCGGUUCACAUUUUUUCGAUCUUUACACACUUGUGGAAACUUAUGGCGAUUGACAGCAUCAAACAAAACAUACUGUUUCAAAGGAAAUUUCGUUACUUUAAAGCAGUGUAAUACUUACAAUGUAUGCCAAACUCAAAAACGGCAUAUGUCAAAUUUUCAACUUCAACGUUACAUGAUAAGUGUUUCAAUUAUUUUUUAAUAUAUAUUUGUGCUUCAUGAUUUCCAUGUAUCAUUUUUUGUAACUUUUUCUAGAAAAGAUUGGUAGAAUAGGUCCAACUGUAUGAUAGGAAAGAUUUUUUGUUUUAUCUAUAUAUGUAUCUUACAGCAAGAAAUCGAAUAUGAUGCGUAUCCAUCGUAUUCUGUUUCAGCGGUUUUCCUUUUUAUUCUUUGUUUGUAUACGUUUCAAAUGUAACACUAACAUGUAGUCUACGCAUCAGUACUAAUAAAGGUUGAUCAUAGAUGGGAUUUUAGAUAAUUUUUUUACCAGUUUGGGAUGGGGCAUUAGAAUCGUUGAAAUAGAAAAAAAAGAGCU